AUGUACGCACAACAGCAGCUGGCCUACGCGCCGACGCCCUACAGCUACACGCCAUCCAGCAAUCUCACGGCGACCAUCAAUCUCGAUGAAGAAGUCAAACUCGCCGACACUGCCGCAGAAAGGGAUAUCUACGAGUCUCUCGCCGAAAUAUACAGCAUCGUCAUCACCCUUGACGCCUUGGAGAAGGCGUACUUGAGGGACAGUAUCAAAGAGUCGGAGUAUACGGAGACAUGCGACCGGCUUCUUCGACAGUACAAGAGCAACCUCGCCGACGAGAGUGUUCUGGCGGCUUUUGGUGAUUUGGAACGAUUCAAAGCCGAGUGGGACCUGGAAGUGCCCAAGGCCACGGAGCGUUUGAAGAUUGGCCUCCCCGCGACCGUCGAGACUGUUCCUACUCGUACUGCAUCGCAGCAUCGAACGUCAAACUCCCACACGCCCAGCAAUGCCCCGAGCGCAGCGAAUGCGACAGCCAUUGUGUCGGCAUCGGAGAACUUCAUCACCUUGUUUGACGCCGUUCGCAUGAACAUCUUGUCCAAGGACACCUUACAUCCCAUCCUGGUCGAUACGAUACAAGCAGUCAAUAAGGUUACCGAUCGUGACUUUGAGAACAAGGGCAAGAUUGUGCACUGGCUCAUCACUCUGAACCAAAUGCGCGCCGCCGAAGAGUUGAGCCCGGAGCAGGCGCGGGAGUUGCAAUUCGACCUCAACGCUGCGUACGAAGGAUUCAAAGCCACGCUCGAGUGA
Molecule: messenger RNA, 744 nt
Organism: Zasmidium cellare ATCC 36951
Lineage: Eukaryota; Fungi; Ascomycota; Dothideomycetes; Mycosphaerellales; Mycosphaerellaceae
Exons: 3
Coding region: 1-744 (247 amino acids)
Biological process (GO): protein transport to vacuole involved in ubiquitin-dependent protein catabolic process via the multivesicular body sorting pathway
Cellular component (GO): ESCRT I complex
Molecular function (GO): protein-containing complex binding
Source: RefSeq, a predicted model, not a curated record